GCCUGACGACAUGAACGAGCUUGCUGGCGGACUCUACCGAGGUGAUCGGGUCCUGUGCAAUGGGCGAGCCGGGAUGGUAUUUGGCAAGCCUGCGCGGGCUGCUUGCGUCCGGAUCUCCGUGUCUGUGAUGUACGAAGAUGGGACAGUCAAGGACGAGAGGGUGGCUAAUCUACAGCUUCUUGAGGACGUGCUUGAGGACGAGCCGAGGGAAGAGGAACCGCCUCUUCAAGUUCAGGAGGAGCCCAUAGAGCUUCCGCCAGCAAGAGCACAGGUUCCGAAUCUCUUCCAGGAUUCUGCUCCUCCCGAGCCGGACGUCGACGAGACGGUGAUGCAGCCGGAGCUCCCGAAGGAGUUCGUGCCAGCCAGGGUAGGAUGCAUCGGAGCAGUGCCAGCUCUGCCUGCUGCAGGCCGGCCGGUGAUACCCAAGAUCGCUGGCAUCAGCCGCCGACCGGAGCCCCUGGACACGGUGGAUCCUGAGCCUCCAGCAGCGGAGGCCGAGCCGGACCUCUCGGCUACGCUGGAGGCGCCACGGCAGCUUUUCGAGACCCCUGAACCUGCAGACAGCAAG
Messenger RNA from Symbiodinium sp. CCMP2456, 568 nucleotides. Lineage: Eukaryota; Dinophyceae; Suessiales; Symbiodiniaceae. The record is from the annotation of a GenBank genome assembly.